CCCCCUCCCCCCGGGGCUCCCCCGCCACGUGACCGAGGACGUGGCUGCCGUGUCAGGGGGCGAUGCCCAGUAGGAAGCGGAAGCGAUUUUGGAAUGCAGAAUGCACACCCUUCCCAGAUGAGACACCCCUGCAGCUGAAAAAAUCAAAUGUGAGGACAUCAGUGUCUGCUACUUCGAUUUCCAAUGCGUGGCUUAGGUGUGGGGAUGGUUUCCAGAGCACUUCAAGGCUGGAGUCCCUGAGACCUACAGAUAAGAAAUCCAGGAUUAAGAAGCAUCUUGGACCACUGUUAAGAUCUGCUGAAAGUGCAGCAGAAUCUGCUGCUGCUGCAGGCUCUGAGGAGGCUGAGGACAUAAUAUGGACCUCUAGUGGCAGCGAUUUUUCAGAUGAUGAAAAUAAAACAUUGUUUCCGAGGCCACACAGCAAAAACCAUCAGACUUCCAAAACAGAGAGGUCACCUAGCAGACAUGAUUUAUUGUUCGAGGACAGUAGUAGUGAAGGUGAAUCAGAGUUCAUUGACUGGGAGAAGGAUAGUGAUUCUACUGAUAGAUGUGAUGGGUCAGAAAAAGAUGAUGGUUCACUGGAGAUAUCAGACUCAGACUCCUGCACAAAUCUUAAUUCCCAGCCUGUCAAAGAGGAGAAUGAUGAACUUUGUAAGACAACUUCAACAGAAAUUUCUGAGUAUUCAUCCGAUAACGACAGCGUGGGAGAAGGAGAGACGAGCCUGAGGACCACUACUCCAGAAUCCAACAAGAGAUUCCAGCUGAGGUCAGGGGUGGGCAGGGAGGAUGUCACAGCACGACCAGCCAGCGAGUGGCUGAGGUCUGCCCAAGCCCUUCUCCGCACCCCUAGGAAGCAAAUGGGCAAGACCCCCCGGCCGUCCCCCGACUCUGCUAAGAAGAGGAAGCUACUGAGGGGUGGGCUGGCUGAGAGAUUAUGUCGACUGCAGAACAGAGAAAGAUCUGCCAUUAGCUUUUGGAGACAUCAGUGUAUAUCAGAUGCAAACCCCCCCUCUGAUAAAUCGGGUGUCUUAAUUGUGAAGAUCUUAGAAAUGUUUGAGGAAUGUACAAUACAAGUUGCCAUCUGCCAGCAGCUGGAACAGUCUCCUGCUACACUUUCAUCUGAGGAUGCUGUCAUCAGGGAAAAGGAACCAAUACUCAAAGUCCUUUUUGCAAGAGAGACAGCAGCUCACCUGAAGAGCAGGCCACAGGAUGUCAUCCAUAUCUAUCCUCCAUGGCAAAAAUUGCUUCUCAAGAAUGAAGAUGUUCCUGUUAUCAUGAAUACAUACUUUAGUCAGAAGGUGCUAAUCCGUGAACAUUCAGAAACAAGAGAGAAGACAUGUGGUCUUACAAAGAUGCUCAUUAGGAAGAACAUUGUAUCUUUGGCACAAACCUUCAGACUAGAUGACCCUGAUGAUGACUUAUGCCAGAAAUCUUUAGAUAAUCAGGUUGCUUCUGCUCCACAAAUCCGUAACAACGGUGACUGGAAAGAGUGUAGCUUGGCACAGAGUGCUGUCAAUGAUUCUCUGCUUGAAAUGGUGGAAAACCAGGGAGCAAUGGGAUGGAGAGAGGUGCAGGUACAAGUCGUUAUCCAAAGGGUGUACUGUUUGCCUGCAAAAGAAGGUUGCAGGACCCACGUUCAAGGAAACAAGGCUCUUUGUGAAGCACCCAUCAAAAGUUUGGAUCCACCGAAUGUUAGGUUGUGCUUCCUUGUCCAGGAUGCCUACGGUAUGUUCAGUGAAGUGCAGCUGCAGUCCCCAAGUUCUGCAGAUGAUGUUGAGCAGUAUUGCAGGAGAUGGGAAGGAAAAUUCUGCUGCCUGUCUGGAAUGAAAAUUUUGCAAAGAACCACAAGAGGAAGGGCAUUAGGACUUUUUAGUCUGAUAGACAGCCUGUGGCCUCCAGUGGUGCCUGUAAAAGUUCCUGGACAAAGUCAGCAUUCUGAAAUGAUGACAACAAAUCUCUCUCCUCCCAGCUUCUGUUAUAUUCUUACUGUUCCGUCUGGUGAAAUACAUGUGGAAGUGGAUGAGGAAGAACAGAUUUCUAAUUUGUACCAGCCACCAGCUGUUCAUGGUCUAAAGGAAAUUCUUCAGAUCGAUGGUUGUAACGAGCGGUGUAGCUUUUGGGCACAAGUGCUGUAUCUAAGGCUGCAGACAAAACAGAGUGUUCCUGUAAAUCAGAGAGAGAUUUGGUUGUUUGUGACUGACUCCACGUUACAAAAUACAGCUCACAGCACUCCAAAAGUUGUUGCUGUGUCAGUUGCUGCAUCCUGUGUUCUCAGCACAGAAAUCAGAGAAGCCCUCAGUGCUGCCUCACCACUUGUCUUCUUCAGGGAUGCUCUGUGGGGAAAGGGUAGGAUUAUUUGUGUUGAACGUACUGUUCUCUUAUUACAAAAGCCUCUUUUGUGCUCGGCUGCCGGUGCUGACCUCAGUGAGCUGACUGGCCCUGUCAGACUCGAUGAGCUGGAUUCUACAACACAGGCCAACUCCAUUUGUGCUGUAAGAGGUACUAUUGUUGGAGUUAACGAGAGCACUGCUUUCUCCUGGCCUACAUGCAACAGAUGUGGCAAUGGAAAGUUGGAACUGUGUCCCCAGGACAGAAGAUUGUUGUAUUGCAACGAGUGCUCUGAAGUUGUCAUUUCACCAGUUUUGAAAAUGCAACUGGAAGUCUUCUUGAGUUGUCCAUCCCGAGCUCAAAGUAGAGUAAAAGUAAAGCUGUUACAAGGGACAAUCUCUUCUCUCCUGAUGUCCUCUCCCAGUGAGGAUGGGAGUUAUGAGGUGCAGAGCGUGCUGGGAAAGGAGGUGGAGUUAUUGAGCUGCUACGUCCACUUCAUAACCAGCCACCCCGACUGUGUCGGACUGGAGGAAAUUGUUCUUCUGGAAGCAGCAGCAAGACACUGAGCUGAACUCUGGUCACCUUCUGUAGUAUCUGUGGACUUUGUAAUCUGGUUAUCUGCUAACUUGUGCUACAGAUAAUGUGUAAUGCAAGUGUGAUAAGUACCAAGAUAGUUUAUUAAAACUGUGAUUUAGAAAGCACACUGUGCUGAAAAAAAUCUAUUGAAAAAAAAAAAACAACAAACUGUUUAACUUUCUGAACUCUUUACUUGUUGGAUCAGUUCAGAAUUUAAGAAUGCAGUUCUUUGGCAUGUUUGCCACUUAUGUAUAUAAAUGUCUUUUUACUGGAGAUUUUGAAUGGUUGUAAAUUUUUUUUCAAUAUUGUAUAUAUUGUGUGUUGAUGGGUUAUUAUUUUACUGAUAUUUUUGAAAUAAAUACCUUGCAAACAUCUGUCUAAGCUGAGUUGUAUCAGCAGAUUUCAGACAUACCACCGACUGCAAAACACUGCGUUGUGCACAAAUUCUGAGUUGUAAUGUUUGUUAUCACCUUGCAAUAAAUGUUAUAAA
Calypte anna (Anna's hummingbird) is the source of this 3394-nucleotide messenger RNA. It is a transcript of the gene SPIDR, whose product is annotated as scaffold protein involved in DNA repair. Bases 63 to 2894 code for a protein of 943 amino acids. Gene Ontology annotation, biological process: regulation of establishment of protein localization to chromosome; double-strand break repair via homologous recombination. The record is from RefSeq and is a predicted model, not a curated record. Gene Ontology annotation, cellular component: nucleoplasm; nuclear chromosome. NCBI's taxonomy places the organism in Eukaryota, Metazoa, Chordata, Aves, Apodiformes, Trochilidae. The transcript has 20 exons.